Penicillium subrubescens is the source of this 897-nucleotide messenger RNA. Its product is annotated as putative RAS small monomeric GTPase. Bases 1 to 897 code for a protein of 298 amino acids. Gene Ontology annotation, cellular component: plasma membrane. Lineage: Eukaryota; Fungi; Ascomycota; Eurotiomycetes; Eurotiales; Aspergillaceae. Gene Ontology annotation, biological process: Ras protein signal transduction. The transcript is spliced from 5 exons. Gene Ontology annotation, molecular function: GTPase activity; GTP binding; GDP binding. The record is from RefSeq and is a predicted model, not a curated record.
AUGGCAGACAAGAUCUCGAUCACCAUCUGCGGCGACGGCGGCUGUGGCAAAUCAUCCAUCACCUUACGGCUGGUCCGUAGUCAAUGGAUUCAUGAAUAUGACCCAACUAUUGAGGACUCGUACUCGGUGACCCGCACCGUCGACGGACUACCGUACUUCCUUUCAAUCACCGAUACCGCCGGCCAAGAAGAAUAUCGUGGACUAUGGACCGCAUCGACGGUCAAAUCAGACGCGUUUCUGCUUGUCUACGACAUUACAAACCCAUCCAGUCUGCAAACACUCGACUACUUCAUGGACAUGAUCAAUCUGGAAGCUGAGCAACGCGUGGAGGAUAACGACCGACUUCGCAAGGAGCUAAAGAAUAAAGGCGUGGAGACGGAUGAGCUGGUCGGGCUGCCACCGCCUGUGAAGAUCGUAGCUGGUAACAAGUGCGAUCUGAAGGAUGGGCGUGCAGUCACGGCUCGCGAGGGACUGGAGUACGCGCGCAAGCAUGGCUGUGGGUUUAUGGAAACGAGUGCGCGGGAGAUGGUGAAUAUCGAGGAGACGUUUGCCCUGCUGGUACGUCGUGUCAUUGAAGCACGCCGUAUCCAUCAGCAGGGCACGUCACCGAACCGCCGCCCACCAUCGCGCACAGGCCAGUCCAUGCACACAACGGCCUUGCCUCCGACGACUGCUGAUGCCGGCGAGGGAGGAACAGGCAAGACUCGAAGCCGACGUAGUGGGUUCUUCAGUCUGGGCAUCAGUCGGAAAUCGAGGGAGCCUUCGAGCCCGAUCGAUAGGUGCAGGCGUCGGGUUUCGCGGGCAGUGAUCAAUGAGAAAGAGGUAGACAAGGAUGAGGAGGAAAUUGAGCCACGGGGCUGCUUGUUUCGACGACUGUACUGCUGUCGGGGAUGCUGA